Messenger RNA from Parathielavia appendiculata, 543 nucleotides. RefSeq lists its product as uncharacterized. Lineage: Eukaryota; Fungi; Ascomycota; Sordariomycetes; Sordariales; Chaetomiaceae. The coding region runs from base 66 to 380 and encodes 104 amino acids. The transcript has a single exon. The record is from RefSeq and is a predicted model, not a curated record.
UCCGUCCAAGGCGGCAACAAAGAUCAUUGAUCGGACGCCAUAGAAAGAGAUGUCUGCACUGCGUUAUGGUAACGGCUAUGCAACUAAUAUCAGGGGUGGCGGCGCACCUGAGUGGUACUGCCUGGCGGUGCCAUUGCUCUACGCCAUUGAAACCAGAGAUUGGUCGACGGCUGACGACGACCGCCAAGCACGAGUUAAAAGGCGCUGACAUGAUACCUGCUCAAAACGCCAGACAAGCUGUCUGGACGUCCCGUUCGUGGAAAGCAGCGCUGAGGGGUCUAAGAGAUCGUAGGGUCUCAUCAAACUCCAUUUUGAAACAGGCAUCACUUAGUUCCAGUCCUGACACAGCAAAAGGAGCCAUAGCUUCGGGCGCGCAGUGAUUAGUACUUUGUGAGACGGAAACCAGGGUCAAUCGCCUAUAACAAGUGGAUAUCAAAAGAAGAAAUCUCUACUUUCCCAACAUCAUCACUUAUGAUGCCCAGCUCAGCUCGGUUGAAACUACCUUACCAUCGCACUCCAAGCCAUUAUCCGUGAACAUCAUCC